AUGAGUUAUAUAAAUUUAGGGAGAGAUAUCGGCGGAUUGCCUUCAAUUAAUUCAGCAAGAAGAAUCAAAGCUUUGGAAGAGGAGCUUCAGUGGUACAAGCUAAAGGAUUCUGGAAGUGGCGGGCGAGUGACACCUGUAGGGAUUCUGAAGUAUGACAACAAAUCGUAUGAUUUAUGUGACAAUCGGCGGCAGCUGACAGAUCUCCAAGACCAGAUCAAAUCUGUCCGUGAGGAACUGAAGAAGAAAGAUGCUCUAAUUCAACACCUUGUAAGCCUAGAGUCAGCACCAAAAAUCCCAAGAGCACCAGAUUCAUAUAGGCUGGACAAUAUAUACUUGGGAGAAAGAUCAACAGUUGACACAGUUAGGAGUGAGCUGGCAACCUUACAAGUUAGAUAUGAAAGAGCACAAGCACAGAUCAGGGAGCUUCAAAAUGAAAUGGAAACAAAAGACAUCAAAAUUAAAGAGCUCCAACAUCUUGUUGACUCCUGUCGAGAUUCUGAGAACCGUCUGUCAAAUAUGGUUUCUGGCUUAAGGGAUCAGCUUGCAGAGUUUGAGUCUAAGGCAGGUUCAUUUGAAACUGUGGCUUCUAGAGGAGAGUAUACAAUCUCUACACUGCAAAGGGAAAAUAGGGAACUGAACGACAAGAUAAUAGAUCUGGAGCAGAGGCUGAGGAAACAGCUGGAAGAACGAGAGCAGUCUGAGUCUAAGUUUAUGAGUGAAGGCAGACGCACACAUGAUCUGUUAGGUCAGAUUAGCAGUUUACUAUAUGCAGAUGGACUUUGUGAUACUUCACCUGCUUCUGUAGAUGUUGUCAUCCGAAAGUUGACUGACCUAGUUCAAGAGAAUGCCACACUCAAAGGGAGAAUCCUUACACUUAAUGAGCAUCUGAAUGAGACACAGCUAGAGACGAAAGCAAGCAGAGAGACCAUAAUGAGGCUGGUAUCAGAAAUGGGAAGAGAACAAAAGGUGGCUACACGCUACACCUCUGACAUUGAGAAACUGAGAGCUGAUAGAGAUAAUGCAAUAGCUGCACGGCGGGAUUUGGAACGGGAAGUUGAACUUCUGAAGGAGAGACUUGAUGCUAACCAAAGGGCUCUAGAAGCAACAAGAAAUGAACUAGAACUCAAGGAAAGCAGGUUCCACUCUCUCGACCGGGACUUCAGGGAAACAGCACACAAUGUCAGAACUACUGGGACACAGUUCGACCUUUUCCGUGAGCAGCUUGCAAACCUUCUGAGUUCUGUUAACAAUUCUGUUACACCUUCAGAAGAAAGUCUAAAAGAGACGAUAAGGCGCCUUGCAUCAGAUAAGAGAGAAAAUGAUUUGCGCAUAGAGGGAUAUGAAAGUCGCAUUAAACAACUGACAGAUCAGCUGGACCAAGAGCUUAGUAUUCACAGAGAUUUGGUCCAGAGAGCCAGGAAAUUUGAAGUAGAGGCUCAUGAUUUGGCAGAGAGGCUAAGGAGUGCAGAGGCUGAACUAGCAACAGGAGAUUGUCUUAGAGAUGGCUUCAAAUUUGACAAAGAAAAAUAUCUGAGAGGUCUGCAAAAAUUGGGAGAAAUUAUGAAAAUGGAUCGUAUUUCUCUGGAUCUUGGUUUGGACCUGACAAUGGAUGCUUUAAUUGCCCGUGCAGAACAGCUGAUGAAACUUGAGGCAGAUGCACUGGCCAACAAGUCAUCACAUGUGUACAACCUUCAGCGCAAGUUAAAGGCCUUGAAAGAGCAGCUGGAGAGCAAGGACCUUCACAUUGAUUUACUUAGAAAGAAACUGACAGAUCUAGAGGAAAGGGCCCAUGGACGGUUUGACAUUGAGAAGCAGCGUGACUCUGAGAGUAUGAGGGUACAGAAACUGGAAAAACUGGUGGAGAAGUAUAAGCUGCAGCUACAAGACUCAAGGCAUGAAAUUCAGAACCUCAAAGCACAGUUAUUUGGCUCUGGAGAACUCAAGGUUCGCACACUUGAACAGCGGAAGGAUAUUGAAGAGUUGGCUCGCCAGAUUGAAGAACUAGAAGAAAUUCGUAAGCGUCAAUCAAGAAAAAUUUCACAGCUGAAAUCAGAAAUUCAAAACAGCGAGUCUACAAUACAGGAAAAGAAUGUCGCCUCAGAAAAUGCUGUGCAGGCUUUGAGUAGUGAGUUGCGUACAACUAAAAAUGCUUUGGAGAACCUCAAAUACAGAGAGAAGCAGCUGGUUGACUUCCGCACUGUUGUGGCUCGCAUGCUCGGCCUUGACAUUAACACCCUUGCAAUCCCAGAUUAUGAAAUCAUUACUCGUCUGGAGAAACUCAUCCAAGCCCAUCAUGCAACUGCGUACACCAAUCUGUCUUUGGGUGAAGCCUUACAAGAUGUUGACGAUAACCAUGCUGUGUCAUUUCAUCAUGGUUUAGAAGCUGCAGACCCGGUCAUUCAAAGAUCCAGAGAAAGAUCUAGGAAAAAGGCUGCACGCCUUCAUGCAAGGGCCAGAUCUGUUUCUCCAAUGAGAAGAGAUCCUCGAAUAUACUGA
This is a messenger RNA of Candidula unifasciata, 2496 nucleotides long. The record is from the annotation of a GenBank genome assembly. Lineage: Eukaryota; Metazoa; Mollusca; Gastropoda; Stylommatophora; Geomitridae.